AGAUAAAAGCGACAUUGGAAACAUGGAAACACCAGUCUGUGAUAGAGCGGACGAUUGAGGAGCGCGGCAGUUCUCUCGUUGGUGUCGACGCGGCCGCACGCGUCUACUCGCGCUGUCGCCUUCCACCGGCUCUCUCCGCUCGCUCCCGCCCGGGCCACAUGCAGCCCCGCAGCUGACCCCGCCACAACAAGACAGACCUCACGCACCCCCGCAGGUGGUGACUCGCCGCUCACUGGAUGGGCCCCUCAAAUCAGUCACCGCUAUUGGCGACAAAGGGGCAACAUUGGAACAUUGGCGUGGGCGGCUAAGGGUGUAGAGAGGAUGAUCCCGCGCCGGAAACACAACGCGUCGUCAGGCUCGCUGCCGCCGCCCGACGACAAGCACGCCAGCAACGACUACAUCUUAUCAGACGCAGGUCCCCGCGAGGGCUGGCGUUCGGCGCUGAAACGAAAGUUCAACAAGAAGACCCUUCACAAGCGGCUGCCCGUCACCGCCUGGCUGCCGCAAUAUGACUCCGAGAAGGCGAUCGGUGAUUUGAUAGCGGGCAUCACCGUGGGGCUGACUGUGAUCCCGCAGUCGCUGGCGUACUCCAACAUAGCAGGGCUGCCGCCGCAACACGGGAUGUAUGGCUCCUUCCUCGGCUGCUUCAUCUACAUCGUGCUGGGCGGCUGUCGCGCCGUCCCCGCUGGGCCCACCGCCAUCGCGUCGCUACUAACGUGGCAGAUCGCCGGCGGAGUGCUGGAGAAGGCCAUCCUGCUCACACUGCUGGCCGGACUCGUCGAACUCCUCAUGGGCGUCCUCGGGCUCGGUUUUCUCAUCAACUUCGUGUCCGGACCCGUGUCAUCCGGGUUCACUUCGGCCGUGGCGCUGAUGAUCGCCACGUCUCAGGUGAAGGACCUGUUUGCCAUCUCGGUGACGGGCAGCACGUUCCUGCAGCAAUGGAUCUCCAUCUUCAAGAAUCUACACGACGCUGCGCUGUGGGACCCUGUGCUCGGCUUCAUUUGCAUCGCUCUCCUUCUGCUUAUGAGGAAAAUUGGAAUGGUUAACUUUGGAAACGCAAACCCCGACGGACCCAGUACACGACAAAAAGUGAUGACAAAAUGCAUGUGGAUGGUGGGUACUUGUCGCAACGCCAUCGUCGUUAUCUGCAGCGGUGUGCUGGGCUUCUGGUUCGUCGCUAACCAAGGCGAGGCACCCUUCCGGCUCAUGGCCGACAAUAUACGUGGCGGGAGCAUCCCGUCGGGCGUGCCGUUGCCGCAACCGCCGCCGCUGAGUUACGUGCGCGAGGACAACUCCACGGCUGACUUCCUCGACAUGAUCUCGGAGCUGGGUUCGGGCAUCAUCGUGAUCCCGCUGAUCGUGCUGCUGGAGGACAUCGCCAUCUGCAAGGCGUUCAGCGACGGGCGCACCAUCGACGCCACGCAGGAGAUGAUCGCGCUGGGCGUGGCUGGCAUCGCCAACGCCUUCGUGCAGGCCUACCCCGGCGGCGGCUCGCUCGCGCGCUCCGUCGUCGCCAACGGCUCCGGCGUCAAGACCACCUUUAAUGGACUGUACACAGGUGUGAUGGUGAUCCUGGCGCUGCAGUUCUUCACGCAGUACUUCGAGUUCAUCCCGAAGGCGGCGCUGGCGGCCGUCAUCAUCUCCGCCAUUCUCUUCAUGGUCGAGUACAACGUCAUCAAGCCCAUGUGGAGAGCUAAGAAACUGGAUCUGAUCCCGGGCAUCGGCACGUUCGUGCUGUGCCUGACGCUGCCGCUGGAACUGGGCAUCCUAACGGGCGUGGUGGUGAACAUCAUCUUCAUCCUGUACCACGCGGCGCGGCCCAAGUUCUCCGUGGAGACGCUGCGCUCGGCGGCGGGCGUGGAGUACCUCAUGAUCACGCCCGACCGCUGCCUCAUGUUCCCCAGCGUGGACUACGUGCGGCGGUUGGUGACCAAGUGCGCGGCGUCCUCGUCCGUGCCCGUGGUGAUCGAGUGCACGCACAUCUACAGCGCCGACUACACGGCCGCCAAGAGCAUCGAGCAGCUCACUGCCGACUUCCACGCGCGCCGCCAGCCGCUCUACUUCUACAACGUGAAGCCCAGCGUUUGCUCCAUCUUCGAGGCGGUGGCCAAGCCCGAGCACUUCGUGGUAUUCUACGAGGACGAGGAGCUGGAGCGGCUGCUGGCGGCCGACGAGCGCGUGGAGCCGCGCAAACCGCCGCCCGGCCGCGCCUGAACUCCACGCUCCGACCGGAGAGAUCACUAUUUUAUGAGAUUCGUUUGACUGAGAGUGAGAUAUUUUGAAAUUAAUAUUAACUUUUACUACUAGAUUCCUUAUGCAAAUCGAAUUAAAUUAUAUGUCUAUGUCGUAGUGACGAACUGUAAAUAUUAGAUACUGUUUCGCGUGUGCUACGUAUCAUCGAUGAGGUAGUUAGUCGAUGUAAAACAUCCUUGUUACUUAAUAGAGAUUCGUAUAUUUUAGUAGAUAUUUAGAGGGUGAGCUGAUGGCUGUGCGAGCUGUGAUCGGAGUCGAGUCGCUCCUCGGGGCCGGUCUGUGAUUCUAAUAAAGAAUAGUUACGAUAUGAAGGUGCACAUUGCACGAACACACAAUAGCUACUAUUUUCUCUUAUUUACACGAUGUAUUCCCAUGGAAAUGGCUACUACUAUGCUUUGUGAUAGUGUAAUCUAAUGUUAUGAUAAAGCGCCAUGACGAAGCCAUCACCGCGCAGUCGCUACAAGCGUCCGCCACUGCAGCCUCAUGUUGUCGUGAGACCGUCUGGUGGCUGUUGGAUUUAAGAGACCUUAUUCCUAUUUUUCCUGCCUUUUGGAGUCUUCUCAAGAUGAAGCCAAGUUCGCUGUAGUUUAGUCCAUUAAAAUGGACAAGGUAAUUUAUGAACAAAAAAACAAUUCAAAGGUUUGAAAGCCUUUUGUAAACAAACUUUAGAAAAUCAUUCGUAACGACUGCGCGGUAGUGUUUGCUCGUUAUGGUUUAUCUAUUAUUUAUUUAUAUACGACUAAAGUACAAGUAGUUAGGAUGUUAUCAUGUUUUAUUGUAUUAAGACUUAAAGCUUUAAGUGGUGCCAGGUUACGUCGGUUGCGGCAGUCACACACAAACAAAAUUAGUGAUGUCACAAGCCGUGGCUCGCCGGACCUCGUACUAGAUUUAUCCAUUAUUUUGUGAUCCUUGACUAAUGUUAAAGAAUUAAGUAGUAAAUUUAUGAAAUAAAGCGAUAUAUUUUGGAACUUCGUAGAAAUAAAUGAUACUAUUUUAGCUAUAAUAUCAGAGUAUGCAUGUGGUGUGUUCGGUGAAGAGUGCAUUCAAGUUCCAAGAACAAAUUAAACUCUUUGAGAGUCCUAUAAA
This is a messenger RNA of Plodia interpunctella (Indianmeal moth), 3339 nucleotides long. It is a transcript of the gene Esp, whose product is annotated as Epidermal stripes and patches. Lineage: Eukaryota; Metazoa; Arthropoda; Insecta; Lepidoptera; Pyralidae. Gene Ontology annotation, biological process: transmembrane transport. The coding region runs from base 322 to 2214 and encodes 630 amino acids. Gene Ontology annotation, molecular function: sulfate transmembrane transporter activity. The transcript is spliced from 10 exons. The record is from RefSeq and is a predicted model, not a curated record. Gene Ontology annotation, cellular component: plasma membrane.